AUGAGUCUUAAACUUGACGUCCAACUGCCUUUUCUUGUGUCUUUGAUAUGGCCUUACAUGCCUUGGUUUGGAGAACCUGAUACUAGGGAACCAUGUUGGUCACUUAUUGCUCGCAGUGUUGAUGACGUUGAGAGAUUUUUCAAAGAGACAAUAGAGAACAGAGAUGAGGGGAUUGUAUUGAAAGACUUUGGCUCUAAAUGGGAACCGAGUGAUAGGAGUGGAAAGUGGCUAAAGUUGAAGCCUGAGUACAUACGUGCUGGAUCUGAUUUAGAUGCUCUCAUCAUAGGAGGCUACUACGGCUCUGGACGUCGGGGAGGAGAGGUGGCUCAAUUUCUAUUGGCCUCGCCGAGUGUUCAGCCCCAAAUACAUAUCCCAGGCGGUAAGUGGUUCUCAUACUUUAUUCAAUGA
This is a messenger RNA of Ilex paraguariensis (yerba mate), 408 nucleotides long. Lineage: Eukaryota; Viridiplantae; Streptophyta; Magnoliopsida; Aquifoliales; Aquifoliaceae. The record is from the annotation of a GenBank genome assembly.